Messenger RNA from Penicillium concentricum, 2688 nucleotides. RefSeq names its product F-box domain protein. The coding region runs from base 1 to 2688 and encodes 895 amino acids. Gene Ontology annotation, molecular function: protein binding. The transcript has 3 exons. The record is from RefSeq and is a predicted model, not a curated record. NCBI's taxonomy places the organism in Eukaryota, Fungi, Ascomycota, Eurotiomycetes, Eurotiales, Aspergillaceae.
AUGCCUGCGGCGUACUUGAUCCGUUCGGUGAUCAUGGAGGAUACCUCCCUCUACGAGGACUCUAUCGUCCAUCAAGCAGACUCUUCUGAAUUACCUAGCCUCAACACGUCCUUUGACCGGCUACCACUUAAUGUGAUUGAGCACAUACUGUAUGCUUCCGAUGCCAAUACAUUUGCAUCAUUAUCUUUGUUAAACAGAAAAUGGAAGCAUGCGUCCGAUUCCGCGGCUUUGUAUGUCUAUCAGUUGUCAAAAUGUCCAUCAUUUUCCUGGGCUCGCGGGGUUAUUUCUGAGGCGGGAAACCUUAGUAAACUUAGGCGCCAAUUUGUCAAAGAGGUCAGGCAGAACGCUUUUGAUGCAUUUUUACGGCCCCGACAAACUCUCGUACGACUAAUUUCAAGUUCUAUGAGCUCGUCUACGGCGUUCCCACAGGGUGAAGUGUUUCGAUUCUCAUUUUCAGCAAAUGGUCAAAUGGUACUUUGCAUCAGCUCUUCUCGCAUUGCCAUACUAGACGUGGCCACCGAUCCAGUCGUCGUCAAGCACGAGCUUAAGACUCGAAGGCGGCCACUGGGAGCCACAAUCCGCAAUGAUGGCUCUCUCAUUGCUGUUUUGUCUUCUACACAUCGAGUUCAUAUCUACCGGCUCUCUAACGAUGAAGCCAAGCAUAUUCAAGUUAUCACACUGAAUGACGCUCCCAGGGACAUCAAAUUCUCUCCAGCAGGUAGUGUGCUAGCCUUAGCCUUUGAGGAUAGUAUUGAGGUAUACGCUGUGGGUGAAGAGGCUUUGCCAACCGACCGUCGGGCGGUGCGUUGUCUCCGUGUCGAUGCACUUUCAUUUUCCCCCGAUGGAGCGAUGCUUCUUGGCUUUAUGGCUGAAGGGAUCGUCACCAUCACUCCUCCUUUCUAUACUGAGACCGGAACCGACGCUUCACCCGAAGAACUCGAGAUGCGAAUGUGGACAACACAAAUUCUCUUUCCUGAAACAAUCGGUUGUCGUAUCACUCACGCCUCUCUUAUUGCUGGUCAUGAGCAAGGUGAUGACCACUGGGUUAUGGGAUAUGACAAACAAUUGGGGGCGUUUAGGGCGCUUCAAUUAAACAAUGAUGCGGGAAUCGUUUAUUUUGCCAGUCCAUUCUUCACAGACGAGUCUCGGGAAAUGCGGCCAAGCAUGAGACCGGCCACGGAUGAUGAGGGGGAGCUUUCUGCUUUGGGGUUCCAAGAUUCAGAACUAUGGAUAUAUGGGAUGCCUGGCCUGGGCACUAGUGAAAUCACUGGUACCCAGAUUGGUGGUGGUCAUCAUUAUGGAGGUUGCGCGCCUCGCGACAAUCUGGCACAGCUUCAGAAGAUCGUUCAACAACCUAAAAUCUUGAUCCGGGGGCGACGGGUGAGUGACAUGCACGGGAUCACAUCCGCUCAUUGGGUACACUCGGACCCAAGACGCCGCCGGAGACUCGUCGCGGUAGCGCCUGGUGGUGUGCGCCCACAGGUCUUUGGCGAAGAAGAUAUCCCUGUCGACGGUGGUCGAAUCCUUCUACUUGAUUUUGAGCGCUCUACCAUGAACGGCGAAACGCUUGAGCUUGAUAUUGAAGUCGGAGAAAUGCCACCCAAGAUUCUUAUGGAGCCGGACUCCUCCUUGGCCACGGAAGUUGAGCUUGAAAGAAGGCGAACACGACUACAUCGUGGCGAUACUGCUACGACAUUCGCAGACCUUGGUCAUUCAGCGAUUACUCGACAAUCCCGAGCUCUGCCGCUUCACUUCCGCCGUAACAGUCUUGCAGUUCCUACCUCGCCAAGCGAGAAUUCUCGAGGCGAUGUACUUGACCUUCCAUAUGACAAUACGCAGCCUCGUUCCAGUGAAGUUCUCCAUCGAGCUGCCACUGCGGCUGCAUCAACCCGGGGGCGAUACGACCCUCGAUAUCGUAAUUCCCCCAACCGUCGACACAUUCCCCAUGAGAGCGACGCCGAUAAUUGGGUGCCACCACCCCCUCCUUACAAACGUGAGACAGUGGACCCGUUGCCGGAUGAUCUACAGAGAAUGCUUCUCUCUCCAGUUAAUGUCGCCAAUUCUACCCUUCAGUCUGAAAGAGAAGAAACAGCUCGUGUCGCGCAGCAACCAAUCCGCCCACGCCCACAAUCUGUCAAUUUACAGAGACUAGCUCCUAUGACUGACGCCAGGCGCAGGGGAAAUUCCAUUGGCAGAGAUUUUAGCCCAGAACAAUUGGUUCACCAAGAUUCGUUCACAAACAACUUCUCACCAGAACACCAUGGAUCUGCUUCACAUCCAGCUACAACAGGAUCUCUAGCACAUCACCACCCAGCGAUCCAACCUACCACGCCUACAUUUGCUGUGUAUCCCGCCGAACUGCCUCCGCAAGAAACCAGCAUGCCUCUCCCAUACUUGAGGGCCUCGGCGCUGGGCGAUGCACUUGGAGAUGCCUACUUCCCAUACUCUGUAUCAUCACCAAACCUUCUCCACAUCCCACAGCCAUAUGAAGAUGGGCAGGCCACUGCAGCAGAUGAUGAGCAUGAGAUACCUCAGAGACAGCGGUCUUUCCACAGGCGGGUUUCAACCGAACCCACUAGCUUACCGCCACCAACAAACGAGGAAUGGCGCCGGCGCAUUCAGGAUUGGAACGAUAACACAAUUAAGGAGCGAGGUCGUAAGCGAAGGGGGAAGUGCCAUGUCAUGUAG